AUGUCGACUAUCGAAUUGAUACCGUUAGAAAAAGGAAAUCGGCUUCUGCUUGAUGGUACAUCUGUAACAACGAUUGGUCGUACACCCAAUAUCGGUUGUUUGGAUAAAAAAAUCUCUCGCAAUCACGCGGAAUUAUACGUGAAAUCCGAUGGAACCCUUUGGAUAAAACCGAUCCAUCAUAAUCCGACAUUCUAUAGAACGAAAUCUAAUCAAUUAAUUACAUUAACAAAAGAUCAAGAGUUCGAAUUGAAUGAUAAUGAUGAAAUUGGCCUAUUGCCUAAUGAAUACUUCUAUCGCAUUUCAAUCAAAUCAAACGAGCAAGAGCAAGUUAACGAACCCUCGGUAACACCUAAAUCACCAGCUCAAGAGAAAGAGCCUUCUCCGCCGAAAAGCAAUCCCAAAGAAAAAUCUCCUGUCAAAGAUCCAAGCGUCGAACCUGAAGGUGGAAUUAUUCUGCACACAACUCGUGCAUUGCCCGCAUGGAUGACCAAUGGUACAACACCUGAACGAAAGAAUGCUAGAGGGUCAGGUAAAAAUACAAAGACGCCGACAUCUACAGCAACCACACCGUCACCCUCGAAAUAUCGAACGUAUAUUGGACGAAAGAAAGCGGAAGGAGUUGUGUAUGACGAUGAUGAUGAGGAUAACGACGAGAAACCGUCAGAUAACACACCCUCAAGUCAAACAGCCGCGGUAGCGACUAAGCUUGGCAAACGAGAACGAUGUCCGUAUGGAAAGUUUUGUUAUAGAAAAAAUCCAGCCCAUCGGAAGGAAGCCAUUCAUCCUGGUGAUCCUGACUGGAAUAACAAAGAAAAUGAUACUGACGAGACAAAACCAGAAUGUCCCUACGGAAGCGAUUGCUAUCGAAAAAAUCCUGAUCAUUUUAAUGAAUAUAGUCAUACGAAAAAGCGAUCAUCUGUGACUAAUUCUAAUCAACGUGCACCGAAACGAAAAGCUAAGGACGACGAUGACGAUGAAGAUGAUGACGACGGAUUACCCAAUGAAUAUGAUUAUAAUGAUAGUUUUAUCGACGAUGAAGAUCUGGAAGAUAGUGCGCUGGUUGAUCGAGCAGGUGAUUCUCAGGGCGCUCCUGACAAAGAGUGGAAACCACAUAGAAAAGCUCGACAUUCAGAUCGUGAUGACGAGGAUGUCUCUACCGAUGAAAGUGAGAUUGAUUUAUUAAAAGAAGAGGCUGCUGAAUUCGUACAAGGCACACCCAUCCACAACCCACGUCCAGCCAAAAAGAAAGCACGUGUACAUAUGCCCAAUGAUAACGAUGAUGAUGAUGAUGAUGAUAGCGAUUAA
Adineta ricciae is the source of this 1305-nucleotide messenger RNA. The record is from the annotation of a GenBank genome assembly. NCBI's taxonomy places the organism in Eukaryota, Metazoa, Rotifera, Eurotatoria, Adinetida, Adinetidae.